Molecule: messenger RNA, 1698 nt
Organism: Argentina anserina (silverweed cinquefoil)
Lineage: Eukaryota; Viridiplantae; Streptophyta; Magnoliopsida; Rosales; Rosaceae
Product: magnesium transporter MRS2-1
Exons: 6
Coding region: 134-1474 (446 amino acids)
Biological process (GO): transmembrane transport; magnesium ion transport
Cellular component (GO): membrane
Molecular function (GO): magnesium ion transmembrane transporter activity
Source: RefSeq, a predicted model, not a curated record
CUCUCUCUCUCUCUCUCUCUCUCUCUCUCUCUGAUUCUGUAAUCCAAGGCUGAGAAUCUCCCAAUCCCCUUGUCCGAAAUCUGUUCAAUUGAGGAUCAGUCUUCACUCUUCAGCAUUUUGGAGCUCAUAAAAGAUGGACGACCUCAAGGAGCGUCUGCUUCCGCCCAAAGUGCCGAAACCUGCAUCAGCUAUAAAUCUUAGGGAAUCAACUUACAGGUCACCGGCAUUUGGAAGGCAACCUUUUCAUGGAGUUGAUGUUUUGGGGCUGAAGAAGCGAGGCCAGGGGCUUCGGUCUUGGAUCCGUGUUGAUACGUCCGGGAAUUCUCAGAUUAUUGAGGUUGACAAGUUCACCAUGAUGCGGCGUUGUGAUCUACCUGCCCGUGAUUUGCGCCUGCUUGAUCCGCUAUUUGUGUACCCCUCAACCAUCCUUGGCAGAGAGAAGGCCAUUGUAGUGAAUCUAGAGCAGAUACGUUGUAUUAUCACGGCCGAUGAGGUUCUGCUUUUGAAUUCCCUUGAUAACUACGUAUUGCAGUAUGUGGUGGAGCUACAGAAAAGAUUGACAACAAGUGGUGUAGGUGAUGUUUGGCAGUCUGAUGGUUCUGACAUGAGCAGGAGGAGGGGAGGUAGAAAUUUUGAUAAUGUGUUUGGGAGCACAUCUCCUGACUAUCUGCCCUUUGAAUUUAGGGCUUUAGAAGUUGCUCUGGAGGCUGCUUGUACAUUCCUUGAUUCUCAGGCAGCUGAACUGGAAAUUGAAGCAUAUCCCUUACUUGAUGAGCUUACUUCGAAGAUCAGUACACUGAACUUGGAACGUGCCCGACGAUUGAAAAGCAGACUUCUUGCCUUGACUCGAAGAGUUCAGAAGGUUCGGGAUGAAAUAGAGCAGCUCAUGGAUGAUGAUGGAGAUAUGGCUGAGAUGUAUCUAACGGAGAAGAAAAGUCGUAUGGAGGCAUCAUUUUAUGGUGAUCAAUCUGUGAUGGGCUAUCGAUCGAAUGAUGGUGCAUCUCUUUCUGCUCCUGUUUCCCCCGUAUCUUCACCUCCCGAUGGUCGAAAACUUGAGAAAAGCUUGAGUAUUGCAAGGAGUCGACAUGAAAGCAUGAGAAGUUCAGAAAGUGCUACAGAGAGUAUAGAAGAGCUUGAAAUGCUACUGGAAGCAUACUUUGUUGUCAUUGAUAGCACCCUGAAUAAGCUGACUUCGUUGAAAGAAUACAUUGAUGACACUGAAGAUUUCAUCAACAUUCAGCUGGAUAAUGUCCGUAAUCAGCUGAUUCAAUUUGAGCUUCUACUAACGACUGGAACUUUUGUGGUUGCAAUAUUUGGAGUUGUAGCAGGAAUCUUUGGCAUGAACUUCGAAAUCCCAUUGUUUGAUGACCCUGCAGCGUUUAAGUGGGUACUUGUAAUCACAGGAGUAACUGGCAUUUGCAUAUUUUCUGCAUUUGUGUGGUUCUUCAAGAAUAGAAGACUCAUGCCACUGUAGAGAUCUAAAAUGAAACUUCAAAUGAAGGGAUCAAAAUUAGAAGAAAAGGAAGUGAUUACUAUUCCCCUUCCACUUCCUAGAUUAAACACAAAUUCGGCUGGUUGGAUCAAUUCUUUCAUUUUCAUUCAAAAAUCAACUGGCAGAUAUCUUCCCAGAUAUCCCGUCAAUCCCUGUAAAUUCCUUCAAAUAUAUUAGCUUAUAAUAUAAAAUAUUUGAUUUUUCCA